AUGGGAGAGCACGAGGAGGAGAGGAGGAAGAUGAAGGGCACUGCACAUCCCGCGUUCCUGGGCGAAGGUGAAGGGAGCUGUAGCGGUGUGGGGAGGGAGCAGGGGAGCAGCCAGGCCAGCGCGCUCGCCUCCCCCCGCCAGCAAGCCGAGCUGCGAGCCCCGUCCGAUACAAGAGGAAUUGAAGGUGCCCGAAAUUACUUUGACCCCGUGGCGGCGGUGGAGGGCGACCCAAGGCGGUGUAGGACGGCCGGGGCCGGAGCGGGAGAUGAGCUGGAAUUAAGCGUCCUGAAGGAGGACGAGCGUGGUGUGUUUGAGAAACUGGCUCAGAUGCUGAAUGAAGACGAGGCUUCAACCAGCAUAGAUUUGCCUGGUAGUGUUAUGGAGGAGAAGGCAUUAGCUGGGGCUUCCGAGGUCCCCCAGGCUGGAUGGAGGGAUCGUUUGUGGGAGCAGAUGAAGGAGAGGAGAGAAGAGGUUAUCCCCCACUAUGUGGAACAGCUGAGGGAGCAAGUGCAAGAUGACAUGAUCCCACUAGGCCGUACUUCACUGGAACAGGAUGAGCGUGUGGAGAGAGGGCUGACAGAGGUGGACCAGGCCAGAAAACGGAGAGUCAUGGCCAUCUUGAGGGGGAGGGCGAAGUCUCGUCUGACUACCGUCCUUCAGAAAGGCUCUGACUCGUCACGCAAUCAGGGCAGACAAGUCUCAGAUCUGCGCUGUGAGCCUUUUCCCAUCAGAGGUGUGGAUCAGGAGGAGUCUCUCCUGCAGGAGAGGUUGUAUGCAGCAUUCCAGAGGGCAGAGAGUCGCUUGCUGAAUGCUUUGCGCCAGCGUCAGGCUGAAGUUAUCGCCCAGUAUGGAGAAAUCAGCGAAGCUACGGUGAACAGUGAGUCACUGGUCAUCGAAUCUGACCUUCCCUGGCAGGUGGACUGGGUGCGGGCGCCGCAGCCCGUGGAGGUGUGCGUGGGGCGUUUGCGAGCGGUACGGGAGAAGCUCCCGCGGGGCCCGUACGCCGUGAGCGUGAGCCUGCACACGCGGCUGGCCGGCCCCGCUCUGCUCUGGUCUGGGCUGAAGAGGAAGCGGUGGGCCGGCGUCACGGAGCCCGUCGAGCACGGAGGCCGCUACUGCGACACAGACCUGUGCUUCCACCAGAGCCUCCCCGUGGUCUUGCCUGCACCAUGUGACCUCUUGCCCUCUACUGUGCUGGUAUUUCGGCUUCUGAGCAUGCCCAGUGAGGAGGGGCCCGUCAGCGGUGUGGUGGCCUGGGGUGCGUUCCCCGUGUGUAACUGCUCCCUUGCCCUCACCCAGGGCACUUUCCGCAUGCCCCUCCUCUGGGGUAGCCCCCGGCCUGCCCUCGACCGCUUCAGUAAAAUAGAACAGCUGCUCGCCACUGACCUGGACACCUGGCUCUGCAACCUGUACUUCCAGGUGAGGAGAGUUCCGCGGGAGCAGGCAGGGGUCCGGGAGGGAGCCGGCACCCUGCAUCUGCCAUCCGCUGUCCAGCUGGGCCCCAGCACCGGCACUCCGGAGCCGGCCGCCCACGUCGGCUCCUCCGCUUCCCUGCCAGGACCAGGAACGCUCUUGCAGGCGAUGUGGGAUAACUGGCCCCUGAUGUCAGCUGAAGGAGUUGUACUCGGGCGCUCAGCUCCCAGCCUCCCGUCAGUCAUCCAAUCAGACACGCGCGUGCUGCACAAACACGGCUGUCCAAGCCCCCAGUGCGGCGCUCCUGUCGGGGAGCGCUGGAUGGCUCCGCCCUCGUGUGUGCAGUUUGUGAAGGACCUCCAAGGAGAAGGUUUGGGCAUCAUUAAGAAGCGGAGGACCUUGCUCGCACUUCUGCAGGACAACAGGAAGGAGGCCAACCCUCGUCCACAGCCCUGUAAUCUACUCCCUAAGUGUUGCGGUCCAGGCACGCGCUUGCGCCUGGUGGGGCGUCUGCUCCCAGGGGAGCUGGGUCUGUCCUGGAGCCCGCGGCCUCGUUGUAGCCAGCUCCAACUAGCCCUGGUGGCCCUUGCCUGGUUCCCACGCCUCUACCUGCACUACUGCAGCCAAUGGCUGUACCUCCACGCCCGGGACAUACCUGUUAACAGGUUUCGCUUCCAUGCCCACACGGUAGAUGUGGUGUACCAGGGCUCUCUGCUCAGCACACCGGAGGAGGCGCUGCUGGUGCUCCUGGGGCCCUUGACCUUGAACACUGUUACGCUGGGCCUGCUUCUGAUCAGAUGGGUCUGUCGGCAAGCGUUUGGCUCAACGCCAUCCUUCCUGUCAAAGCUGAUCAUGGCUGCAGGAGCGUGGACGGUGCUGGACCCCCUGGCGGUGUUGGUAGUGGACGCCAGCCUUGGGCGUCUGUCCUACAGUGCAGAAGAGCCGGUGGCCGAUGCCGCUAAGUUGUACUGGCACUUUCACCGCACAGAGCACUCGGGCGCCGCUGGCAUCUUCAUCACACUCUUCCUCUACACCGUCCACUUCACGCUGUCCGUCACCGUGCUCUACGUGUACCUGCUGAGACUGCAUAAUGACGGCAGGGUUCUAGAUGUGUACCAUCGUCUCCACAGCCCAGAGGGGGCAUUUUUUAUCCCGGAUGACUUGGAAGUGUCCAAUCAGGAGCUCAGCUACAUUGUGAAGAAGGCAGAGCAGUGGCGGGGAUUCAACGGAGAGAGACGAAAGGUGGCAGUGCAUGACUACAUCUGGAUGGAGGAGGAGUCGGGAGCAUCCCAGUCCCCCGGGGGUGUGGCCACAACAGCGGGAGAGACCAGCACCCAUGUGUCCAUCUACACGCUGUACGUGAGCGGCCUGCGUCGGCGCCACAGACACUUCCUCAGACAGCCCAAUGGAGCCAUCAUAGAGGUGAUUGGGGACAGUGCAGAGGCUGGCCUGUUUGUUCAGGCUGAAAAGGUGGCGCGGGAGGAAGAGGAGCAGAGAAGGAAGAGCCCAAAACACGUCCUCCGAGACAGGAAGAGGCCUGUGUGGCGCUCUAACAGGGUGGGACCUGUCGGAGCAAGUGACUGAGACCCUGAUAUAGCACUGAUAUAGCACUGAUACAGUCUGAUACAGCCCCCCACCACCCAUUGACACAGACACAAAGGAAGGUCUCAUCACCACUGUGAGGUCACUUCCCCUACAGUGGUAUGCAGGGCUGGGCAUUCCUCAGUAAUGUCCAUCCUGAAGCCAUGCAUGUCCUCUCUUAAUGUCAGAGUUUGCAGUGAUACAUUAAAUUAGCAGUUUCAAACAAGGCAGGAGGCCCAUUUUCCCCUGCAAUAUCUAAUGCAAAAAAAAAAAUCUUGCAUAUAAAACCUUCACUCCUUCAUUUUCACAACCCUUUUAACAUUUAGUCUCCAUGUAACCAGCCCACAAAUCCUAUAAGCAUAAAUACUGAAGUGCGGAAACACCACCUGCCCCCCCCAGUACCAUGCAGACGUUAGGCGAGGCAUGCUGCACCGUGUGCCAUGGUUACCCAAUAAACAAUGUAAAGUAAUGUAAAUGAUUCCAUCAGGAAAUAAAUGCUGGUCGUUACGUUCUCGCUGCUGCCUCCGCGCCGUGAGAAAUGAGGAUCCUAAAAGUCACUUAUCAGCGGCCAGUGAUAAAAUAUCAAUAUUGGGAGCCCAUUAGGCAGGAUAAUAUUCCUGCUGCCUUGAUUUGUAUUGAGUAUGUGUCUGCUGGCUGGUGCUUUGAUGAAAUGAACUGGCCCACAAAUCAGGCCUUAAUGGGAACCUACUUAUACAUACGGCUUAAUUAAAGGUUGUGGGCUUAUUAACAUGUGUCUGUAGCAGCGGCAGAGAGAGACGCGGACCAGCUCUCAUGCUGGACCAGGUUGUAAAGGUUUUAUAGAUAACCUAUCAUUAUUAAAGCCCAUUGCUUAAUAUCGGAUC
Messenger RNA from Electrophorus electricus (electric eel), 3857 nucleotides. NCBI's taxonomy places the organism in Eukaryota, Metazoa, Chordata, Actinopteri, Gymnotiformes, Gymnotidae. The record is from RefSeq and is a predicted model, not a curated record.